UAGGUAUUUAAAAUUGCGUAUCUUUUCAUAACUAUCUUUAUCUGUUGAAAAAAAAGCGAGAUGAAAACAGUGAAAUAAUAAACACUAUGUAAAACUUUUAUUUAGAAUCAUAUGAGUCUAUGUAAUUUCGCCAAUUGUGAAGUUCGCCAAUUGUAUAUUUGUCGUUGGCGAACUUCCUCACGAAAUUCGCCAAUUGGCGAAUUACUAGUGGGACAUUCGCCUAUUUGGCGAAUUACUAGUGGAUGUUCGCCAAUUGGCGAAAACUACAAUUGGCGAAACCAUGAAUUGGCGAUAAGAUAUUACCCCAAUCAUAUAUAUGUAAAUUAA
This is a messenger RNA of Rotaria socialis, 327 nucleotides long. The record is from the annotation of a GenBank genome assembly. NCBI's taxonomy places the organism in Eukaryota, Metazoa, Rotifera, Eurotatoria, Philodinida, Philodinidae.